UGUUGGUCGCUCUCUCCGAAUUCUCUUACCAAGGAAAAAUCCCACCUCGUAGUUUACGAAAUUUGAAUUAUGGAUUCAGAAAUUGAAAUUUCCAGAUUGCAAAUUGUUGGAUCCGAAGUGAGUGUGAACAGUUAUCGUCUUGCCCAGCGCUUCGUUUGAUACAGAGGUUGUGACCUAGAGUUGAGGAAGUUUAAUAUGGUGGUGUGUUUCAAUGCAUAUCCUUGGAAGCCCUUAAUAAUUCAUAAAUAUGAUGGAAACCCUUAGAGUCACAUGACAUAGCUAUUUCCUUGUUUUGGUGGAUAUAUGGCUAAUCAUUCUUUAGAUUUAGAUAAUUCUUCUGUUACUAUAGCAGAACAUCCUUUAGUCAUUGGGCAAGAGUUUCCAGAUGUGGAAACCUGCCGGAGAACAUUGAAAGAUAUUGCCAUAGCUAUGCAUUUUGAUCUUCGGAUAGUUAAGUCAGAUCGCAGUCGUUUUAUAGCAAAAUGCUCCAAAGAAGGGUGCCCAUGGCGUGUCCAUGUAGCAAAAUGUCCUGGUGUUCCAACUUUUACUAUAAGAACCUUGCAAGGAGAGCAUACUUGUGAGGGAGUUUGCAACCUUCAUCAUCAGCAGGCAUCAGUGGGUUGGGUUGCAAGAUCUGUAGAAGCACGCAUUCGAGAUAAUCCACAAUACAAACCAAGGGAAAUACUUCAGGAUAUUCGUGAUCAGCAUGGAGUUGCUGUUUCUUACAUGCAAGCUUGGCGUGGGAAGGAGCGAAGCAUGGCUGCACUUCAUGGAACAUUUGAAGAAGGUUACCGUCUUCUCCCUGCAUACUGUGAGCAAAUAAGGAAAACCAACCCUGGUAGCAUUGCAUCUGUUGUUGCCACUGGACAAGAAAAUUGCUUUCAACGCCUGUUUAUUUCUUAUCGUGCAUCAAUUUAUGGGUUUAUAAAUGCGUGUAGGCCACUUUUAGAGCUUGACAAAGCACAUCUUAAAGGAAAAUACCUAGGUACAUUACUUUGUGCUGCAGCUGUUGAUGCUGAUGAUGCUUUGUUUCCUUUGGCCAUUGCUGUUGUCGAUACUGAAAGUGAUGAAAACUGGAUGUGGUUCAUGUCAGAAUUGCGAAAGCUUCUAGGAGUAAACACUGAAAACAUGCCUAGACUGACGAUACUAUCUGAAAGGCAAAGAGGCAUGGUGGAGGCAGUAGAAACACAUUUUCCUAGUGCCUCUCAUGGUUUCUGUCUGCGUUAUGUUAGUGAAAAUUUUCGAGAUACAUUUAAAAACACAAAGUUGGUGAACAUCUUUUGGAAUGCUGUUUAUGCCCUCACAGCUGCUGAAUUUGAAAGCAAGAUCAAUGAGAUGAUAGAAAUAUCACAGGAUGUUAUAUCUUGGUUUCAACUCUUUCCUCCCCAUCUCUGGGCUGUGGCAUACUUUGAUGGUGUUCGAUAUGGCCAUUUCACACUUGGGGUAACAGAAUUGUUGUAUAACUGGGCCCUUGAAUGUCAUGAGCUCCCUAUAGUGCAGAUGAUGGAACACAUCCGACAGCAGAUGGCAAUUUGGUUUAAUGAUCGGCAGGAUAUGGGCAUGAGGUGGACAUCAAUUCUUGUACCGUCUGCUGAGAAGCGUAUUUUGGAGGCAAUUGCUGAUGCUCAUUGCUAUCAAGUACUCCGGGCAAAUGAAGUUGAAUUUGAAAUUGUGUCAACUGAGAGGACCAAUAUUGUGGAUAUACGUAGUCGUGAGUGCUCUUGUCGGCGUUGGCAGCUGUAUGGUUUACCUUGUGCCCAUGCUGCUGCUGCACUUAUUUCUUGUGGGCACAAUGCCCAUAUGUUUGCUGAACCAUGCUUCACUGUACAAAGUUACAGAAUGACCUAUUCACAGACGAUAAAUCCUAUUCCAGAGAAGAUUCAAUGGAGAGAACAGGGUGAAGGAGCAGAAGGUGGAGGAGGUGCAAGGGUUGAUAUCAUAAUUCGCCCGCCAAAGACUCGCCGACCACCUGGAAGGCCUAAAAAGAAGGUUCUACGAGUGGAGAACUUUAAGCGUCCCAAAAGAGUUGUUCAAUGCGGUCGCUGCCAUAUGCUAGGACAUUCUCAAAAGAAAUGUGCAAUGCCCAUUUGACAAAAUUAGUUUAAUUGUUAAAAUAUCUCUUGUUUCAGCAACUUUACGGCAAAUAGAAGUAAUGUUAUGUUUGUAUUGUAAUUUAAAUGUAUGCUGAACCAGUCAGUGGUAAAAUAAGGAUACAUUAGUUUUUGGCAUAUUUCCCAUCAAGUCGUCUUGCUAUGGUUGUGGGCUGUGUGCAUGCUCUGUUUUCUCUUG
This is a messenger RNA of Gastrolobium bilobum, 2289 nucleotides long. RefSeq lists its product as uncharacterized. The coding region runs from base 304 to 2091 and encodes 595 amino acids. Gene Ontology annotation, molecular function: zinc ion binding. The record is from RefSeq and is a predicted model, not a curated record. NCBI's taxonomy places the organism in Eukaryota, Viridiplantae, Streptophyta, Magnoliopsida, Fabales, Fabaceae. The transcript has 2 exons.